AUGACGAUAUGUACUUACAACGCACGUACGUUUGCAUCGGAAGCGGCCAUCGAAGAUCUCAUGAUGCAAGCCAAGAAGAUUAAGUACGACGUCAUCGGACUGAUCGAGACGAGACGACGUCACCCUCUCAACGCCGUAUAUGAAACUGGAGAAGAAGUGUUCUUAGGAACAUGCGACAGUAGAGGUGUUGGUGGAGUUGGCGUCCUCGUCAACACGAGUAUGGCAAAGAACAUCGACUCUUUCAAACAUCUUAUGAUCCGAAUCAGACGUCUGCGGAUGAGAAGAUGUGGUCCAACUCCAGCUUUGACGAUCUUCGUCGCUUGCGCUCCAACAUCAACCCACAGAGAAGAAGUCGAAGCUUUUUUAUAUGGGUCUAGAGAAGUUCUAGAAAAAGGACCACACCUUCUACAAGAUCAUAAUUGGUGA
Messenger RNA from Necator americanus (New World hookworm), 426 nucleotides. RefSeq lists its product as uncharacterized. The record is from RefSeq and is a predicted model, not a curated record. NCBI's taxonomy places the organism in Eukaryota, Metazoa, Nematoda, Chromadorea, Rhabditida, Ancylostomatidae. The transcript has a single exon. Bases 1 to 426 code for a protein of 141 amino acids.